GAUCCGGACUGGGUGCCGGGGACGUGUCACUUCUGGGCGGGAAAUAAAUUUCUCUGCUAAAUCACUUGUUCGUUUAGGAAAAAAAAACAGCGCCAGAUGUUCCCUAUAUUGCUUUCGAUCUUCGUCGCGGCCGUCAAGGUAUUCAAGAAGACCACUCCUAAUGGCAAAAUCACGGUAUAUCUGGGCAAGAGAGACUUUAUCGAUCAUCUAGGUCACACCGAUCCUAUCGACGGUGUUCUCGUCGUGGAGAAUGAUUACCUUCAAGGGCGCAAGGUCUUUGGCCAGGUCUCGACAACCUACCGAUAUGGCCGUGAGGAGGACGAAGUGAUGGGAGUCAAAUUCAGCAAGGAGCUAGUAUUGUGUCAGGAACAAUUGAUACCGCAGAAAAAGGAGAAGCAGGAGACUACGUCGAUUCAGGAUCGCUUGGUGAGGCGCCUGGGUUCGAACGCGUAUCCAUUCACGUUCCAAUUUCCACAGACGGCUCCUAGCUCGGUCACCCUACAACCUGGCGACGAUGAUCAAGGAAAACCCCUAGGAGUCGAAUAUGCCGUGAAAAUAUUCGUUGGAGACAACGAAGAAGACAAGGGACACAAAAGGUCCUCUGUCUCGUUGGCCAUCAAGAAGCUGCAGUACGCCCCACCGACGCGAGGCCGCCGACUUCCCAGCUCUUUGAUUUCUAAGGGAUUCACCUUCUCUCAGGGUAAACUGAAUCUGGAAGUCACAUUGGACAGAGAAAUCUAUUAUCACGGCGAGAAGGUUGCAGCGAAUGUCACAGUUACGAAUAAUUCACGAAAGGCGGUGAAGAACAUCAAGAUGUUCGUGGUUCAACAUUGCGAGGUGACUAUGGUAAACGCCCAAUUUUCGCGACACGUGGCUAGCUUGGAGACUCGCGAGGGUUGCCCGAUCACACCGGGUGCAUCCUUCACGAAACAAUUCUAUCUUGUGCCUUUGGCCAGCAGCAACAAGGAUCGGCGUGGCAUCGCUCUCGACGGGCAUCUCAAAGAUGACGACGUAAACUUGGCAUCCUCAACACUGGUAGCCGAGGGCAAGUGCCCGGCUGAAGCCUUGGGUAUCGUAAUUUCUUAUUCGAUCCGAGUAAAGUUGAAUUGCGGUACUCUGGGUGGCGAGCUGGUCACCGAUGUUCCAUUCAAACUGAUGCAUCCGACCCCUGGUGCCAUUGAAAAGGAAAAUGCCGUAUUAAAGAAAGGCAAGAGCAUUGAGAGAGCACGGUACGAGAACUCUUGCUACGCCAACGAUGACGACGACAAUAUCAUAUUUGAAGACUUUGCUCGUUUGCGUUUGAACGAACCAGAGUAAAUCAGAGAAAGAGAGAGAAAAAAAAGAGCGAGACUAGCGCUUUCUACUUUGCGACGGAUUACUUCAAAAGAAUCCUGAGCUUUCUACUCGUGGUAGAUUAUUCUUCGCGUUUAAAAUCGAGUUUUACCUCUUAGAUAUUAACAUUAUAAAUUUAAAACAAAUAUACAUGAUUGGAAACAUACACAAUAUUUCAAAAUAAAAUAAUUUUAAAUGUUUCAUGUAGAAUCUGCAUCCUCUUUGGAUUCUUUUGACGUGGACGAGCUGUAUUCAGUGAAUGUAGGUUAAAAAGAGACAUUAAAAUUAACUGUAUUAUAAUAUUAUGGAACUGUUACUAAACAAAAAAAUGAAAAAAAUAUAAAAAAAGCGAAAAGAUAACUUAAAUAUGUAAAAACAAAAUCGUCUCGGAAUUUCUGCGCAAUGGUGGUGGUUGGACAGAAAUUCGCUGCGAGACGAGCCAAAAAAAGAAAAAGAAAGAACGUCAAGUAAACUAAUCUAAUCCACGUUUAAGUUUAAAAGUUUCCCGUCUUACCAGAAGUGACAUGGUAUAUUAUUCGUCCCCAAUUAAUUUCUUAUGUUUUACGGUACUCCACACAUUCAAUUGUUUAUUAGUAAAGAACUGUCGAUUGACGGUACUGUUCAGUUGCAAUUACAUUAGAAAAUACAUAUGAAACUGUAAAAAUGC
Molecule: messenger RNA, 1999 nt
Organism: Vollenhovia emeryi
Lineage: Eukaryota; Metazoa; Arthropoda; Insecta; Hymenoptera; Formicidae
Gene: Arr2
Product: arrestin homolog
Exons: 7
Coding region: 97-1317 (406 amino acids)
Biological process (GO): signal transduction; G protein-coupled receptor internalization
Cellular component (GO): cytoplasm
Molecular function (GO): G protein-coupled receptor binding
Source: RefSeq, a predicted model, not a curated record